Messenger RNA from Humulus lupulus (European hop), 1562 nucleotides. RefSeq names its product exonuclease DPD1, chloroplastic/mitochondrial. Gene Ontology annotation, biological process: DNA catabolic process. The record is from RefSeq and is a predicted model, not a curated record. The transcript is spliced from 4 exons. The coding region runs from base 330 to 1328 and encodes 332 amino acids. Gene Ontology annotation, molecular function: 3'-5'-DNA exonuclease activity; nucleic acid binding. NCBI's taxonomy places the organism in Eukaryota, Viridiplantae, Streptophyta, Magnoliopsida, Rosales, Cannabaceae. Gene Ontology annotation, cellular component: cytoplasm.
AAAAUGAAAAGAACAUGGAGAGUGUAGGUGAGGGUUGAGGUUUUAGCCGGUUCAGACGCACGAUCCGCAACUAUUGGGACGCACAAUUUUCAGAUUGCCAUUGUCGUCCCCAUAUUCUCUCCCACUUUCCCACUCUCCCACUCUCCCACUCUCUCUCUCUCUCUCUCUCUCUUUAUAUAUAUCUAUAUCUAUGUAUAUAUAGAAUAGUAUAAACUUCACUUCCAUUACACGUAUCUCCGAAUGCGGGUCUUUUCCCAAUUUGCGAUUACUUCCAGCUGAAAGCGAAUUGUACUUGUGAUGCUAUGCUCCCCACCUGUUAUUGAUUUCAGAUGAUGAUAGCUCCCAUGAAUGUUUCAAUAUUUCAAGGUUCUAGAUGUAGAAUCAAUACUCUAGCCCAUUUGUGGAGUGGAAACCUCCACAGUUGGACUAGGAGAUACAGCACUACCUCAAAGCUUCAUGAUUCCAAAAUCCCGGGGAUCGAUGGAGGAAAUACGAAGAAAUGGACGAGAAGACCCAUAACAACAAAAACAGAAGGAAGUAUUGAAACCCCUCAGAGAAGUAAACCAAGCAGCAUUAGGCAUGAAGUUUUAGAUGAAACCGUUUCAGCUAGUAGUACCUUGAAUAUUGGUAAAACAGAGAUUACUCAAUUCCAAAAGCUUCAAUAUUGUGAUGUUCAGCGAGAGAGUUAUGAGAAGUUGGCGAGCCUAUUGACAAUUAUUGUUUUUGACAUUGAAACCACUGGAUUUAGCAGAGAGAGUGAGCGUAUCAUUGAGAUUGCUCUUCAAGUUCUUCGCGGGGGUAAGAAUAGCACUUUCCAGACAUUGGUAAACCCCAAUAAGUCUGUUGAAAAUGAACGUAUUCAUGGCAUUAAGACAAACAUGGUCAACAGACCUGAUGUUCCAAGGAUGAAGGACUUGAUACCAAUCUUACUUCAGUAUGUCAGUAGCCAUCAAAUACCUGGCGGCAAGGUAUUGUUGGUCGCACACAAUGCUCGAACCUUUGAUGUACCCUUUCUGAUUAGCGAAUUCAGUCGCAGCUCCAUAGAAAUUCCUUCAGAUUGGCUAUUUGUGGACACCCUUCCUUUGGCACGCGAAUUAGUGAAAAUGGAAGGAUCAACACUUUUGAAGGCAAAACUGGAACAUUUGAUCGACCACUAUGAAAUCAUACGGGAAGGUGAUGCUCAUAGAGCCAUGUCAGAUGUGAAGGGUCUGGCAUUAAUUUUUCAAAGGCUUACCUUCGACUUGAAGCUUUCAGUGUUGGACAUUCUUGAGAAGUCUUUCAGUGCAUCGGACUUGAUCAAUCAAAAGAAGAAGAAGAGCUCAGGCUAGUCAAGCUAGUCAGGCUUGUGCUUCUGCUGUAGAACUAACUGUGUUGUUGUUUGAUGAAUUAAUCCAAACUCAGAGUCAGAGAACUGAUACCCUUUUACACACCUAGUAAUUUAUUUGUAUCAUCUAAGGUGUGAACCCACUGAUGGAGUGGGGCGGCUUUGGCUUUUGUUAGAGCAGAAAGCAAUUCAUUGUAAUUGUUUACAUUUAUCAAUAAAAGUUACAAAAUUGUGACUA